Molecule: messenger RNA, 1230 nt
Organism: Pelmatolapia mariae (spotted tilapia)
Lineage: Eukaryota; Metazoa; Chordata; Actinopteri; Cichliformes; Cichlidae
Product: myeloid-associated differentiation marker-like
Exons: 1
Coding region: 263-1138 (291 amino acids)
Cellular component (GO): membrane
Source: RefSeq, a predicted model, not a curated record
GAAGACAGUGAAAUAAUUUCAUGAUUUAAUAGGUUUUUUUGUAUUAUUAUGAUCUUGUUGAGUUAACUGCUUCCAUGGACACUACUGGACUAUUCUUCAAAACCCUGAUUAAACGGAUAUUUGUGGAUUUAUACAAGCUGGCUGAACUUUUGAACUACAAGAUAUAAAAAAAAUAAACCUUGAGGAACUGAGACUGAGGUAUUGUUCAAGACGCCUAAAUAUACUGCUGGAUGCUAGAUCGCUCAGAGUGCACGGUGUGACAAUGCCUGUGAUUGUACUAGAGGCCAGAGACUUCACCAGUCCCCUUUUCCUGGUGCGCACAUUGGAAGUCCUAACAACCUGCACAGCAUUCAGCCUUGUGGCCUCUGUGGAACAUAAUAACACAAUUUGGAACAGAACCUUUAGGAUCUUCUGUAUGUUCAUCUGGUGCUUCUUCUUCACCUUUACCCUGCUCAUCCACAUCCUGAGCAUCAUCCAGUUUCACAGUCUUAUCCGAGUAUCCUGGAAGAACCUAACUAUGACGGUGGCAGUGUUGGGGGCACUGAUGACUUUCAGUACAUCUGUGAUUUUCCCUUGGAUGGUGAUGGAUCAUAACGGGGAACUACCACGUCCUGUGGCGGCUGCAGUGGCCUCAGGUCUCACCUUCCUGGCCUACACCUCAGAGUCAAUUGUGCUCCGCACCCAAGCGCACGAGCAAAGAGGCUACAUGAGCACCAUGCCGGGUCUCCUCAAGAUCAUCCAGCUAUGGGGGGGCUGUAUGAUCAUACCUCCGGUUGUGGAGAUGGUCCAUGAACUCCGUAAUGGAGUAGAAUGGCAGCUUUCGGUCUCUGGUGUGUCAUAUGGUGUCUGCAUCCUCAUGUCUCUAAUUACACUGGUGGUUAUACUAGGUGACUUUGCUGGGCGAUGUCUUCUGCCUUUUGACAGAUUUUUGGCUGGCUUCUCCCUAAUUGGAGUACUGCUCUACAUGUUGGCCACAGUGAUUUGUUUUACCAAGAUACUGCAGCUGAAUGAAAACAAAAACGCCAUAACACAACAGCUGGUUAUUAUGGAAACCGUUAUAUCCAGUAUUACACUAUUAGCUUACACAGUGGAUCUCGCUUUCUCCAUCAAACUGUUGUGUGACAGGGGUCGUAUGUGAAGGUCCUCAUAUAUUGUGUGAAAAGUGUUCUGAAGGGUGUAAUAUGGGAAAAAUAACAUGUUGAAUGUAUGAUAAUUAUAAUUAACUUCCUA